This is a messenger RNA of Magallana angulata, 682 nucleotides long. RefSeq lists its product as uncharacterized. The transcript is spliced from 5 exons. Lineage: Eukaryota; Metazoa; Mollusca; Bivalvia; Ostreida; Ostreidae. Bases 1 to 645 code for a protein of 214 amino acids. The record is from RefSeq and is a predicted model, not a curated record.
AUGGAUCGAUACGAUUUAGUUGAUGAGUAUAACCGAAAAAUGAAGGAAAUCGUCAACUCUGAAGUUUUAGGAUUAGCAGAAGUAGCUUAUACCGCUGAUGAGUUAAGCGAAAAGAGAAAGAUACAUAUUCGAUGCAGUGUUCAUCCAGUUUUAACGAGGCUAUUAAAGUCUGUUUCGGACUUUUUCAUCUUCUACCAGCCUUUGAGUGGUGCGUCUCUAGCCCGCAGCCUACUGGUGGGAUGCCAAGGCGAAAUGCUGUGGACAGAUCUGUACAGAAUUCGAAUGUUUCCACAAUUUAAAAAUCUGCUGAAGGAGAAGGAUGCUAGCUGUACUGUUGGCCACGCUUCCAAAGCCGAAAUGAAAGUAAACAUUGUGUUGAAUGAAUGUGACGUACUGAGCGGGGCAUUUCAAUGUGCAAUAGUAGGUAAACAUAGAUCCGGCAAAUCUGUGAUCCUUCGAGGCAUUUACGAACUGAAGGAUACAGUAGCUUCAAAACCAGAACCAGGCUUGGAAUGUACAGAAUCGAAAGGUAAAUCAGCAAAAGCCGACGCGUCCGUUUCAUUGACGGGCAAAUCUGCUGGGUAUAGAACAGUCCCAGAAGUUGGCUGGAUGAUGUUAAUUUGGAUUCUUUUGUUUAUCCUAUAAACAAACUGCUUGGUUAUUUUUAAAGUAAUAAAUAUGU